UGGGAAACCGGGCCUUGGGCCAAAGAUCGGGAGACGCCCCGCGGAACCGUCCAGCCCUGGGGCGGAUGGUGGUUCCCGCCGCACCCCAACCUCAGACCUCUCGGGCGCUGGCCUAGCUUAGCUGAGGCCGCUGAGGGGCGGGUGACUAUGAAAGGCUUAUAUUUUCAACAGAGUUCUACAAGUGAAGAAAUAACAUUUGUGUUCCAAGAAAGGGAAAAUCUUCCUGUUACAGAGGAUAACUAUGUGAAGCUUCAAGUUAAAGCCUGUGCUCUGAGCCAGAUAAAUACAAAGCUUCUGGCAGAAAUGAAGAUGGAGAAAGAUUUCUUUCCUGUUGGGAGAGAAGUUGCUGGAAUUGUGUUAGAUGUUGGAAGCAAGGUAUCAUUCUUUCAACCAGAUGAUGAAGUAGUUGGAAUUUUACCCCUGGAUUCUGAAGACUCUGGACUUUGUGAAGUUGUUCAAGUACAUGAGCAUUACCUGGUUCACAAACCAGAAAAAGUUAUGUGGACAGAAGCCGCUGGAACCAUUCGAGAUGGAGUACGAGUCUAUACAGCUCUGCAUUAUCUUUCUCAUCUCUCUCCUGGAAAAUCAGUGCUGAUAAUGGACGGAGCAAGUGCACUUGGUACAAUAGCUAUUCAGUUAGCACACCAUAGAGGAGCCAAAGUGAUUUCAACAGCGUGCAGCCUUGAAGACAAGCAGUAUCUUGAAAGAUUUAGGCCUUCUAUAGCCCGAGUGAUCGAUGUAUCCAGUGGGAAAGCCCAUGUUGCUGAAAGCUGUUUAGAAGAAACAGGUGGCCUUGGAGUAGAUAUUGUCCUAGAUGCUGGAGUGAGGUUAUAUAGUAAAGAUGAUGAACCAGCUGUAAAAUUACAACUACUACCACAUAAACAUGAUAUCAUCACCCUUCUUGGUGUUGGAGGCCAUUGGAUAACAACAGAAGAAAACCUGCAGUUGGAUCCUCCAGAUAGCCAUUGCCUUUUCCUCAAGGGAGCGACGGUGGCUUUCCUUAAUGAUGAAGUUUGGAAUUUGUCAAAUGUACAACAGGGAAAGUAUCUUUGUAUCUUAAAAGAUGUGAUGGAGAAGUUAUCAACUGGUGUUUUUAGACCUCGGUUGGAUGAACCCAUUCCACUACCUCAGUUCGAUGAACCUAUUCCAGUAUUGAAGCCAGAGUUUCCUUGGAAAUUGUUCAGAAAAGUCACGGAAGAUAAAAGCAAGUUUUUAUGUUUGGUUCCCUCAGGAUCCAACAGGAGCAUCACGCGCUCGGCCAUGCCGGUGCCCUGGAUCGCAUGCUUCCGAGCCACCUGGCACCCGGCGACCGGACUACGGCCGAGGCGCCGAGGCGGCGUCCGGGGAAGCUGGUGGCGGUGGCGCGCCCUCCGCCUCACAGGAGCACGGCCGGGGGCGGGGCCUCGCGGGCGCCCUAGCGGACGCGCGCCGCGAGACGCCGCGGGGCGGGGCCACGUUGGGGGCGGGGCCGGGGCGCGCGGGAAGCGCCAGCGGGCCUGCGGGCCGGCCCCUCGGCCUCCGCCGCGCGUCAUGGCCCUGUCGGUGCCCGGCUACUCGCCCAGUUUCAAAAGGCCGCCUGAGACUUUGCGGCUUCGACGGAAAAGAGGCCGGAGCUUGGGGGCCGCCUCCUCGCCCGAGGAGCGGUCGGAGCCGGCGACCCGCCGCGCCGCUCUGGCGGCCGGGCUGCCCCUCCGCCCUUUCCCGGCGGCGGGCAGAGGCGGCGGCGGCGGCCCGGCCGCGGCCCGGAGGAACCCCUUCGCCCGCCUGGACAACCGGCCGCGGGCCGCCGCCGAGCCUCCCGAUGGGCCGCCCCGCAGCCAGCAGGAGGCGCCGGGCCCGUUUUUAGAUUCUAAUCAAGAAAAUGAUUUUCAGUGGGAAGAGAAGUUUCCUGAAAGAACAGCCAUUACUGAAUUACCCCAGACUCCUCGUGUAUCUUUCUCCGAAUCAGAUAUUCCAUCCUCAGAAAGUACUGAGUUACCUGUGGACUGGAGUAUUAAAACUCGACUCCUUUUCACCUCUUCUCAACCCUUUACCUGGGCAGAUCAUUUGAAAGCUCAGGAAGAGGCUCAAGGUGUCAUCCAGCAUUGUAGGGCAACAGAAGUUACUUUGCCUCAAAGUAUACAGGACCCCAAACUCUCCACUGAGCUCCGUUGUGCCUUCCAGCAGAGCCUUAUCUACUGGCUCCACCCUGCCUUGUCUUGGCUCCCAUUGUUCCCUCGUAUUGGAGCUGACAGAAAAAUGACUGGAAAGACAAGCCCUUGGUCAAAUGAUGAAACCCUGCAACACAUUUUAAUGAGUGACUGGUGUGUGAGCUUUACUUCUCUAUAUAAUCUGCUGAAGACAAAACUUUGCCCCUAUUUCUACGUUUGUACCUAUCAGUUUACUAUCCUGUUCCGUGCAGCAGGCUUAGCAGGAGAUGAUGUAAUCACGGCUCUCAUAUCUCCUACAACUAGAGGUAUAAGAGAAGCUAUGAAAAAUGAAGGUAUUGAAUUUUCUCUGCCUUUAAUAAAAGAAAAUGGCCAUGAGAAGAGGAGAGCAUCUGGAACAAGCGUGGGACAUGGGGAGGAGCAAGCAGUCAGCGACGAGGACGAGGAAGAAAGUUUUUCCUGGCUGGAAGAGAUGGGUGUGCAAGAUAAAAUUAAAAAGCCAGACGUACUUUCUAUCAAGCUGCGUAAGGAGAUACAUGAAGUACAAAUGGAUCACAGACCCGAGUCUGUUGUGUUGGUCAAGGGAAUGAAUACCUUUACACUGCUGAAUUUUUUGAUCAACUGUAAGAGUUUAAUUGCUACCUCAGGUCCACAGGCAGGACUUCCACCAACCCUCUUAUCCCCUAUAGCUUUCCGAGGUGCCACAAUGCAAAUGCUUAAGGCACGAAGUGUAAAUGUGAAGACACAAGCUCUUUCUGGAUACAGAGAUCAAUUUAGUUUGGAGAUUACAGGUCCUAUCAUGCCUCAUUCUCUACAUUCCAUGACUAUGUUACUCAGAUCUUCACAGAGUGGGUCAUUUUCUGCAGGACUGUAUACACAUGAGCCAACUGCUGUAUUUAAUAUCUGCCCAUCCCAGGAUAAAGUACUGGAUAAGGAGGCUGUUCAUGAGGAGCUUGCCAACUGUGGAUUACACCCUAAAACUCUGGACCGCCUUAGUCAAAGACCAACACUGGGGAAGUCAUCUUUACGGCACGUGGAAAUGAGUGACUACAUUUAUAAUUGGAGAUCCUGAACACCAAAGUAAGCCUAAAAGGAAUCUUUGAGGAAAAAAGCCUCCUAGCAAGGAAAUUCAAGAUCCUUUUACCUUUUGGCUUUAAAGUUCACUUUGGAAGUUAAAAGAAAUAUAUCUUUAAAAAUACUCAAGUGUUUACAAACAUUAACCUUUUACAACUUUUACUACAUGCACUAAAUAAGUAGGAUUAAGGGUUUAAAAUCAACAUUUUGUUUUUACUCUUUUGAUUAGAUAUUCAGAUAUGAAUUUUUUAAAACCUUCAAAAUUCUAGAUCCAUUAACCUAAUUAUAAAUUGGGUAACCGUUUCCUUGCAAAUGGAAAUUGGGGCUUAGUAUCAAGGCAUUGUGACUAACAGCAUCAGGACAAAACUAUCUUUAACAGUGUGCUUAGGAUCGUUAGUGUCUUCUGAGCUGAUUGUUGGUGCUUCCACCUUAGUUGUUUUCCUAUGUUUACAUUUCCUCUAUUCUAAAAUACAUUUCUUGUUUUAACGCAUGUUAAUUCAGAGAAGGGUAUUUUGUAUUCCAUAUAGAACAGUGUUGAGUUGUAAAGCUGUCGUGGCAAAGUAGUUUUUAAUAUGUUCCUGUAGGUAUUUGUGUGUGUGCGUGUAUAUAUAUAAAAUUUAAAUUUUCUUAAAUAAAAGUGCUUAGAAGUGCAUUGGGUAAAGAA
Molecule: messenger RNA, 3885 nt
Organism: Hippopotamus amphibius kiboko
Lineage: Eukaryota; Metazoa; Chordata; Mammalia; Artiodactyla; Hippopotamidae
Product: quinone oxidoreductase-like protein 1
Exons: 25
Coding region: 148-3219 (1023 amino acids)
Biological process (GO): nuclear DNA replication
Cellular component (GO): nucleus
Molecular function (GO): oxidoreductase activity
Source: RefSeq, a predicted model, not a curated record